CCGAGAACCCAGUAGCAUACGUUGCAGAAACAAAGGCCAUUCUGAACAAUGUGUUGUCAAUACUUGUGGGUUGUCCACCAGAGGGAUUCCCUGGAUUGUACGAUGGUAAAUCAACCAGGAAGAGCCGCUACUGGAACACAAAAAAAGGAAUUUUUGGUCAUAUCCUGAGUUUUGCUGGAGUCGUCGAAGAUCACGCAAAAGGAACAUUGCACUUUCAUAUCAUCUUAUUUGGUUCGGUCACAUCCUAUGUUCUACAAGAAUUAGGCAACGUAGCAGGAAUUUGCAAAAAAGUGCAAGAAGUUUUGGAUGCCAUCUACAAGGCUAAGUUUACAGCUACAACAAACUUUUGCAAUGUUUUGACCAGAAAAUUGAAGGAAUCAACUGCAUUGCGACACAUGGCAAAGUCAAGGAUCACACCAGCCUUACUACAAUUGACUAACCCAAUUAGCAUCUUACAAGCACAUGGUGUGGAUAGAAGGUUAAGCACAAUGAAAAAGCUGGAAAAUAUCACUGCUGACCAGAGGGCUCAGACUUUGUAUCAUGUACAUCAUAGAACAUGCAAGAAAGGAUUUCAUGGUCGCAAGAGAUGCCGAUUUGCCAAGAAAUCAGGUGUUUGCAAUGGCACUCAUUGUGUGCUGCUUGAACCAAUCACAAAAAAAGCAUCAGAAAGAAGGGGUGAAGUGGCUUCAUCAGCAAUACAAGAACAGGAUGGUGUUGGUCCUAACCAUGAUGAUGUAAUGGUGAGCUCUGAGAAUCUUAAAGAGCAACAGCAAACUGACAAGAAGAAGGACUACAAAAUAGGGAAACUUGAACCUAUUGUACAACCAACUUAUUGUCUGAAAAGCCCACUGGACAGUUCUAUAAGAAAACCCAUUAUUGUGUGGGAGCUAGAUAGACCAGUUCCUAAACUGCCAGAUGGAUGUGGAUCAAAUAUCUGUUGGUUUAAACAACAAGGCUUCUUCAGGCUUCCUGCUGGUUCCGACAAAUCCAUCAGAAUGACAAUCAUUAACAAUUUCCGCAAACUGCUGAAUGAUAAUAAUGACACAGUGGAAGAAUGUCCCUACAAUGGAGCACACAAAAUCUGGAAAUUCAUCAGAGUGGAGAAGAUUGACUUAGUGAAAGCAUUCUACUCACAGUGCGUUGAAGCUUUGUACACUGCAAAUCAAUAUGCCGUGGACCACAGUGUACCACUUUUCUACUGCACAGGAUCACACAACAAUACAGUGCUUCUAGGUGGUAUUCAGCAAUCAAAAUCAGCCAUGUUCUACAUUGCACCCUACAUGGCAAAAGAAAAGGCGUCACUUGCAGCAUGUCUCACUAUACUCGAACAGGCAAGAAAAGAGGUCAAGAAAUUUAAAAGCAAAGCUGAUGACAGUACAAUGAAGCCACAAGAGAGGCUUGCAAAACAUUUCCUUUCAAAGGUGACAAAUAAGCUAAACGCUUAUACAGAACUUUCGGAUUAUCAAACCGUUGCAUACUUGCUUCAAGUCCCUUCCAUUAUCACCUCUGAGCUGUUUAAUUACAGUGAACCCUGGGGGGCAAUGAACUACCGCAAGAAGCUUAUAGAAAACGAUGAUGACGACAAAGAAAUAUAUCUUGGCUACAUCCGAAACUUCAUAAUCGAGAAAGGGGAAGAUGGUAAUCGAGAUAUAAAAAUGGCGGUUCCAGUUGUUGCAAUGUAUUUUCACAGGGGUAAAGAGCUGGCGCAUCUUAGCCUAUACGAGUAUGAUGCAAUGAUUCAAGUGAAGCCAUUGCCAAUGAAUGAGGAACACAAAAACUCGACAAGAUCAAAAUGGUUCAAAUUUGAAGGAGGUUUUCAUUUACAAGCAAGAUUUGGACAAACACUGUGUGCUAAGCAACGCACACAAAUCUUCAAAGGAAAAGUGCCAAAAAGUGCUGGUAAAAGACCAAAGGAGGAUCAUCCAAGCUAUUCAAGCUGGAAGAAGACAGCCAACUUGUAUGCCAACUAUAUUCUUACUAUGUUUCGACCGUGUGAAAUAUACAAAGGAUUGCAGCAAAGAAUGUUAGUCACACAAAGAUUUGUUUGGGAUGAUUUGCUUGCAUGGAUCAAGUCAUCGCAAGAAGACCAAAGUGUCAUUUCAAAGUUUCGCCUUAUGGCUGUGGAUAGAAGAAUGAAUUGUCUUGCUUCUGAUUUCCAAACCAAGAAAAUCUUAUCCGAGUAUCGCGCUCGAGAUGCUGACCACUGGUCUAUUGAGGAUCAGCAACAAUACAAGCGUCGAAUGGAGUACGAUAAAUAUUUUGAGCAACAAAGUGCUGCAGCAUUUAUGGAUGAGGAAGACUUUGAAGCACGGUUUGAUGAAUUGGAUCAAAGAGCACGAACUACCGCAACUAAGAUGAAUUCAGACGCAGAAUUAUUUGCAAACUCAGCAAGCAUCUUACCCCAAAAAAGUUUAUGCAAUGCCAUCGAAGGCAAACAAAGAUCUAAAUAUGAUGCUGCUGUUAGUGUAAAUCCUCAAUGGAGCAAAAAGUGCUCAAUGAUACAUGACAAACAUGUGAGCACUUUUACAAAAGACAACGAUGUAGAAGAGACCACAUUAUCACAAAAUGGGUGUUUUCAUGAACAAAAUCAUGUUACCACAUUGUCAUUGAAUAAGGAUCAAGUGCAGAUAGUGAACAUGUACAAAGAUUAUUUGGAGAAUCCGGACAAUCCAGUUAUACCUAUACCUCCUCCAGUUGUGCUCUUAACUGGCAAAGGAGGCACUGGAAAAAGUUUUGUGAUUCAUGCAUUGCUUGAGCAUAACAACGCAAAGGAAACAAAGUGUGUUUUGACUUUGGCUUCCAACAAUCUAAAUGCAGCCGAUA
Molecule: messenger RNA, 2823 nt
Organism: Cylindrotheca closterium
Lineage: Eukaryota; Bacillariophyta; Bacillariophyceae; Bacillariales; Bacillariaceae
Source: the annotation of a GenBank genome assembly